UAAACACAGAAAUAUACUAGGGUUUAGCCGUGCUUGAGCAAACAAGUCUCUGAGUGUGUGUGUCUGCAAGUUCCUCCAAGAUGGGUAUUUCUAGGGAUUCUAUGCACAAGAGGCGUGAAACUGGUGGAAAGAAGAAAUCAUGGAGGAAGAAGCGAAAGUAUGAGCUCGGUCGCCAGCCAGCUAACACCAAGCUAUCAAGCAACAAAACUGUGAGGAGGAUCCGUGUUAGAGGAGGAAAUGUGAAGUGGAGAGCCUUGAGAUUGGAUACUGGAAACUUUUCUUGGGGAAGUGAAGCUGUCACCCGCAAAACCCGUUUGCUUGAUGUUGUGUACAAUGCUUCCAACAAUGAACUUGUCCGUACUCAGACCCUUGUGAAGAGUGCUAUUGUUCAGGUUGAUGCUGCUCCUUUCAAGCAGUGGUACCUUCAACAUUAUGGUGUUGAAAUUGGAAGGAAGAAGAAAAAUGCUGGCAAGAAAGAGUCAGAGGAGGCUGAAGUUGUUGCAGAAGAAGUCCACAAGAGUGCUCAUGUUCAGAGAAAAUUAGAGCAACGCCAGAAAGAUCGCCAGCUUGAUCCACACAUUGAAGAGCAGUUUGGUGGUGGAAGAUUGCUUGCUUGCAUUUCUUCUCGACCUGGUCAAUGCGGCAGGGCUGAUGGCUACAUUCUGGAAGGUAAGGAGCUUGAGUUCUACAUGAAGAAGCUCCAGAAGAAGAAGGGCAAGGGUGCAGCAUAAUUGUACCGUUUCUAAAUUUUUAUUUUGCAUUAGUUCUUUUAAAUGAGACUAGUACCCAACAAAAAGAUGUUUUGUGCUUCGGUUUAUGUUGUUGGUUAUACAUUUUAACAUCUUUUAUUGUUUUGACAUUAGUUUCUUGGUUUUGUAUUAAACUAUUUUGGUUAUGUAUGGUUUACAAUUUUGUCAA
This is a messenger RNA of Trifolium pratense (red clover), 918 nucleotides long. RefSeq names its product 40S ribosomal protein S8-like. Bases 81 to 731 code for a protein of 216 amino acids. The record is from RefSeq and is a predicted model, not a curated record. Gene Ontology annotation, molecular function: structural constituent of ribosome. Gene Ontology annotation, biological process: translation; maturation of SSU-rRNA from tricistronic rRNA transcript (SSU-rRNA, 5.8S rRNA, LSU-rRNA). The transcript is spliced from 5 exons. NCBI's taxonomy places the organism in Eukaryota, Viridiplantae, Streptophyta, Magnoliopsida, Fabales, Fabaceae. Gene Ontology annotation, cellular component: cytosolic small ribosomal subunit; ribosome.